UUCAUACCAUAAUUCAAUUCAAUCCCACAGUGAAUGCCCACAGAUUUCGAGCAGGUGGACGGUGAGAAACCAGUUUUUCCCUCUCAAGCUUUUCACAAUGGCUUCAAUGGCGUCUUCCAGCCCUUAUUGUUUCUGCAAUCGUUACAGAAAUGUUCGUUCACGCUCCGUUUCCACUUCCACCUUCCCCCGUAUCCUCCUCUGUCACAAGCCGGAAAACCGCGACAAAUCGGCUGAAAACAUCAAUCGAAGGGAAAUAGUUUUGCGGAGCAGUGAGUUAGCUAUCAUUGGAGCGAUUUUUAACUUGAGUGGGAAAAAGCCUGAAUAUCUUGGUGUGCAGAAAGGCCAACCAAGUUUGGCCCUGUGUCCAGCAACUAGAAACUGCAUCUCUACUGCAGAAAAUGUCAGCGAUCUCACCCAUUAUGCUCCACCAUGGUGCUACAAUCCAGAAGAAGGAAGAGGCAAGAAAAACCCUGUUAGCAGAGAAGUGGCAAUGCAGGAACUGAUCCAAGUGAUAAAAUCAACGAAACCCGAUAAGUUUACGCCGAAGAUCGUAGAGCAGAAAGAUGACUAUUUAUUAGUGGAAUACGAAACUCCCAUAAUAGGGUUUGUGGACGACGUCGAGUUUUGGUUUCCACCAGGCAAAAAGUCGAUAGUAGAAUACCGAUCAGCAUCCCGAAUCGGGAACUUCGAUUUCGAUAUCAACAGAAAGAGGAUCAAGGCUUUGAGAUUGGAAUUGGAGAAGAAAGGAUGGGCUACAGUAGACAGUUUUUAAGGAAAAUUUUAUAUUUCUUGAGGAAAUGUUGAAUGGAGGAUGGUGCUCUUUAUGCAAUCCCUCCAUCUCAACUUGUUUAUAUAAUGGGCCCAAAAAAUUGGCUCCCACAAGCUCGUAUUACAUAUGUGCGCCCUUUGAUCUCCCUCUUGGAGGAAUUUAGCUAGACUGUGUAUUGAGAAUCGAGGAGAUAAUGUAUUGAGAAUCGAGGAGAUAAAGAUAUCUAGAUAGAAUCUGUAUUGAGAAUCGAGGAGAUAAAGAUAUCUAGAUAGAAUCUGGAUUGAGAAGAAUCGAGGAGAUAAAGAUAUCUAGAUAGAAUCUAUGGAUAUACUUGAGAAAAUUAAUCUCCAUGAUGAAUUGGAGCACAACUCAGUGGAUAAGAUAUCUAUGGAUAUACUUGAGAAAAUUUAUCUCUAUGAUGAAUUCGAGCAUAACUCAAUGAAUAAAAUAUUUAGAUAGAAUCUAUGAAUAUCUUGUCUAUCGUUUUAUGGUUGAGAAAAUUAAUCUCGAUGAUGAAUUGGAGCACAACUCAGUGGAUAAGAUAUCUAUGGAUAUACUUGAGAAAAUUUAUCUCUAUGAUGAAUUCGAGCAUAACUCAAUGAAUAAAAUAUUUAGAUAGAAUCUAUGAAUAUCUUGUCUCCUGUUUUAUAGUUGAGAAGUAAUCUCGAUGAAGAAUUCAAGCACAAUUCAGUGAAUAAGAUAUCUAGAUAAAAUUUA
Cucurbita pepo subsp. pepo (vegetable marrow) is the source of this 1486-nucleotide messenger RNA. RefSeq names its product DUF1499 family protein. NCBI's taxonomy places the organism in Eukaryota, Viridiplantae, Streptophyta, Magnoliopsida, Cucurbitales, Cucurbitaceae. The record is from RefSeq and is a predicted model, not a curated record.